GUGGACACAGUCUAUAACAGGCAUCACAAUGAAAUUGCUUCCGAUUAUCGUAUGUUUGGUAGCGUUUGGGCUAUUGUUGAGCACAGAAAUCAGUGCUCAACGCAAGGCAUUGGGCGGUCAACUCCAGGGCCCGUCAGUGAUGGGGAGACCGCUUCGGUUUAUGCGAAAGGAACCUUCACGACGCGUAUCAACCAGGACCAGGACCAGGAUACAACACAUAAAUAUAAAAUGUUUAGGUCCGGCAAAGCCAGUGGCGGACGCGAGUGUAUUGGCCACACCAAACACAGUGCCCGAGUAGUCCGGCGCGUACUCAGCGAUCACUCCGUACUCACCGCCGCUUAUGAACCCAUAGACAAACAUUCCCACCAAUAG
Messenger RNA from Oppiella nova, 372 nucleotides. The record is from the annotation of a GenBank genome assembly. NCBI's taxonomy places the organism in Eukaryota, Metazoa, Arthropoda, Arachnida, Sarcoptiformes, Oppiidae.